CUGGAGGUGCACCCUCAAAAUGGCAACAUUUUGACAAGGUGCACCGCAUUUUGGGAGCUGUGAAGUCGGUCCACUUCACACAUUGUGUACUGGAUACUGCAGUCGACAAUGAUGAAAGUUGGGAAAACUUUGUAAAUAUGUUGGCUCGAGAACGGGCUUCAAGUAAGGAGCCAUCGCCACCCUUGGACUCCGAUAUACUGCUGUCUACCUCUAGUGUGCUGUCGCCAAUAGAAGUAAGCAACGAAUCUGAGGCUACAAGCUCGUCCGUAAUGAGUAAAAGAGCAGUGGACAGCAGCAUUUCGGAGUCCAAUGGUAGCGAUGGGCCACCUGCGAAGAGACAAAGAACAAAUUUUAACCCCAAGCCGGAGAUGACUGCUUACGAGUCGGCCAUGCUCGCUGCCACCAUCGAGGCAAAUGAAAAGAGGACAAAAGAGAUGGUGCGCUUCGGCUCCGAGCGUAAUGAAAACUCGCUGCGGUUUCAGGAGAAAUGUUUGGAGCUCUUGGAAAAACAUUUGAGCAAUUCAAAUAAAUAA
Messenger RNA from Drosophila innubila, 533 nucleotides. RefSeq lists its product as uncharacterized. The transcript has 2 exons. Lineage: Eukaryota; Metazoa; Arthropoda; Insecta; Diptera; Drosophilidae. The coding region runs from base 138 to 533 and encodes 131 amino acids. The record is from RefSeq and is a predicted model, not a curated record.